Molecule: messenger RNA, 3465 nt
Organism: Drosophila busckii
Lineage: Eukaryota; Metazoa; Arthropoda; Insecta; Diptera; Drosophilidae
Gene: aop
Product: ets DNA-binding protein pokkuri
Exons: 4
Coding region: 980-3088 (702 amino acids)
Biological process (GO): regulation of transcription by RNA polymerase II; cell differentiation
Cellular component (GO): nucleus
Molecular function (GO): sequence-specific DNA binding; DNA-binding transcription factor activity, RNA polymerase II-specific
Source: RefSeq, a predicted model, not a curated record
GCAAAAGUGAAAAGGAAGCAAAUUUUUUAUUGUUGUUGCGCGUCGCGCGCGCUCUUUAUGCAUACAUAUGCAUGUGUUCGUCGUCGUGUACGUAACGUGAGUGAUAAAAAAGGGCCAAAGUAAAGAAAUAAGACCAAUAACAGAAACAACAAUAAUAAUACGGUCUAGCACAAGUGCAGCGCGUCUAUUUGUUAAGUGUGAGUGUGUGUGCAUGGUUGAAGAGUCAGGAACAGACGGAAGUACUUUGGGGGGCGCUCUCUCUCUCUCUCCUUCGCUUCGCCUUCGCUCUCGCCCCAAACGUCUUUGGCUGCUUGCGCUUGAUUUGUGUUUUGUUGCUUUAAUGCUGUCGCCCAUUCUGCUUUGGCGCUGACAUUCGCUUGCAAUGGCGAAUCAGAAACACUGCACAAAACAAAUUUAAAGCAGACGCACACAGGAUUAAACAUUGCCGUCGUCUCUCCACUGCCUUAAAGUCUCUCACAAUCUUUAGCUAAAUGGCUACUUGACAUACACUAAUACACAUACGCCAACCAGGAAAUCAGUUGGUAGCAGCAGCAGCAGCAGCGACAAAGUGCAUGCAUUACGUAGCGCAACGCUUACGUUUACGUUACGUAGCAAAAUAGUGCAGCAGUUGUAGUAAAAGCGCGCUACUUAACGUGAGCAGAACAACACACUAACACACACACACACACAUCGAUUAAAGUACAAGCUGGACAACAACAAAAGUUAACGAAAAGUAUCCGCUUCCGCGUUGCGCCGUCGCCAUAAGCUUAAAAGCUUUAAGAACGGGCAAACAGAUAAAAUUCACUCAACGCCGCGUAUUACAACAAGCAGCAGAAGCAGCAGCAGCGCCGCAACUCAACGACGACGACGUCACUGCACAGUGGAGCAAACAGAUUGACACUCUUGUGGCUUGGACGACAGCAGCAGCGACGACGACGACGACGGUCUACUUAACACUUGGCGCGUUGCAUGUCCCAAAAUGAAAAUGCUUCCAGUACAGCUAUCAUUGAAUCCGCUCAAUCCCAGCAUCUGGAGCGAUGUCAUCUGGCGCUGCCCGCCACCACCAUCCAGCCAGCUGGCGGAGCUUAAAACCCAGCUGCCACCAUCGCUGCCCUCAGAUCCGCGUUUGUGGAGCCGUGACGAUGUGCUCGUCUUUUUGCGCUUCUGCGUGCGUGAAUUCGAUCUGCCCAAGCUCGACUUUGAUCUCUUCCAAAUGAACGGCAAGGCGCUCUGCCUGCUCACACGCGCCGACUUCGGACAUCGUUGCCCCGGCGCCGGCGAUGUGCUGCACAAUGUGCUGCAAAUGCUCAUCAUCGAAUCACACAUGAUGCAGUGGCAUCUGCCCAACAGUCCUGUGACGCCCACGGGCCGCUAUCCGCUCUCGCCUCACAGUCACCCGCCCACACCCACCUGGCCGCCACUAAACGCGCCGCCCGACAGCAGCAAUCCCUUCCACAGCAGCAGCAGCGCCAGCAGCACAGCCGCUGCCGCCCACAUGGCAGCGCAUCACUUUAUGGCGCCCAAUUCAGUCACGCUGAGCCCGCCACCCUCAGUCGACUCCCAGGCCAGCAGCCCGCCGCAGCCCACUGCCUAUCAGAAUGGCUCCAGUGCGGUGACGCCUACAAAUGGCAGCGCCAGCGGCAGCACAACGAAUGGCGUCCAGCCCGCAAGUGGCGUGCAACCCAUGAAGGGCAUCAGCAGCGCCAGCAGCAAUCACUCCGACUCCGAGGAGGAGUACGCCGAGGGCAAGACGAAUGCGCUGCCGCCGGCUCCGCUGGGCUACAGCGCUGGCAGCCCGCCAGGCACGCCCAUACACAAGGAUCUGAAGCCCAACUGGACACAGCAGCUGACCAACAAUUUUGUCAACACUUGGUCACAGCAACAGCAGCAGCAGCAACAACAACAGCAGCAGCAGCAACAGCAACAGCAGCAAUCUCAACAGCAAAAGCUAACGCUGGAUAACACUGGAGGCGGCUCUAUUGUUGCACCAGCUGGUGGCUCCAUCUCGGCGCCCACAACGCCCAGCUAUAUGUACAAGGCCAAGCGUGAGUUCUUCCCGGAGAACUCCGAGCCCAAUACAAAUGGACGCCUGUUGUGGGACUUUUUGCAGCAGCUGCUGAACGAUCGGAAUCAGAAGUACAGCGACCUGAUUGCCUGGAAGUGCCGCGAUACGGGCGUCUUCAAGAUUGUCGAUCCCGCCGGGCUGGCCAAGCUCUGGGGCAUACAGAAGAAUCAUCUGUCCAUGAACUAUGACAAAAUGUCGCGUGCUCUGCGUUAUUAUUAUCGCGUCAAUAUUCUGCGCAAAGUGCAGGGCGAGCGCCAUUGCUAUCAGUUUCUGCGUAAUCCCACGGAGCUCAAGAAUAUAAAGAAUAUAUCGCUGUUGCGGCAAACGACGCCAGCGACUGCCGCUGCCACGCCUGCAACAGCGCCCAAUCAACCGCCCAGCAGUCCCAGCAAUUGGCAGCAACAGCAGCAGCAGCAACAACAACAGCAGCAGCAGUCGCCACAGCGUCCUGCCUCGCGCAAUGCCGCGCCCAUGAAUCUGCCAACUGCAGCUGCAGUCGCUGCCGCCGCCGCCGCUGCCUACGGACCGCAGCCGCCUUCGCCGCUGUUUAUGCAGGCGUUCCAUUAUCUGUCCGCUGCUGCAGCUGGUCCGCCACCCAAUUCACCUGCCGCUGUAUCCUGUCAUACGCCCGGUGCGCCACAAGUUGGCGACAAGUUUCAAUUUCAUCCGCUGAAGCUGGAAAACGGCAGCGGUGGCAGCCAUAGUCCCGAUCAUGCCAACGAAGAUCUCAAGCCCACUGAUCUGAGCGUAAGCAGCAAGAGCGCCAGCGCCAGCAACAAUGAGGAUUGCUAUCCGCUCAUACGCAAUGCUGACGGCCUGACCACCAUUAAGCUCAUACGCUACAACGAGCAGCAGCAGCAGCAGCAGUCGGGAGUGGAGCAGGAGCAGCAAAGUGCUGGCUCACCCAAGCCCAUGGAUGCAUUGGAGCAGCAGCAGCAGGGACAAGCUGUGCCCAUGGACAGCGAUUGCAACAGCAGCGAGGAGACAUCAUCAUCAACGGCAUUUAGACACAUGCAACAGUAGAGAACGAAACACACACAAAUGACAAUCAAGUCCAACUUCCAACAAAUCCACUUACCUGAGCAACAACUGCAGCUGUCAAUUGGGACCAGCAACUGCUUCACACUUGUACAUACCACACACACACACACAGAUACACACAUACAUACACUUGCUUUUAGUAGCUGUCUAAAUCAUAGAAAUGCAUACACAUAUAUAUAUUUUAUAUAAAACAAACAACAUAUUUAUUAAGUUAAGCUCUCACACACACAACAACAACAUAAACAAUUUGUUUAAAUUUAAGUAGAUUUUUUGCUAAGAGAAACGGCGCAGCGCAGCCUUUAACAAUUUAUACAGAGUUAUGUGCCAAUUUUCUACAUUUAACUAAACAUUAAGUUCAC